AUGGGUCAAGGAAACAGCUGCACAUUAUAUGUGCAGGCUCUUAAGGGCAUGCUUCAAGCUCUAGGAGUAAAAGUUGGACAGAGUCAAUUAGAGAGCUUCUUUCGCUUUAUUGAGGAAGUAUGUCCCUGGUUUCCGGAGGAAGGAACCAUUAGUUUAGAAACUUGGCAAAAAAUAGGAAAAAUGAUUCAGGAGCAUUAUGAUGCAAGUGGCCCUGAAAAAACCCCAGUGGAUGCUUUUACACUUUGGAAUUUAGUUCGAGACUCUCUGGACCCCAGACAUGAACAAAUAAAAUUUAAUCAGUUGAUUAAGAAAGUUGGACAGGAAAAUGAGAAAAAUUCAGAUGGCUCGGAUGCUGAGGAAAAGUCAGAUGACUCAGAUACUGAGGAAAAAAUAUAUGAUGAGCCUAUUGAGGAUAAAACAGUCCAUUUUGAGGAAAUGUUAAAUUCUUUUAUGAAAAAAUUGUCACAGAUUGAAGCAAUGCAACGACCCCCUUUAAGGGUGGAUGUUUGUGAGCCCACUUUAACAGCUCUAGGGGACUCAGAUUUCUUUCCGCCACCCCCUCUGCCUGUUAUUCCCCAGACGCAGUCUGCUUGGCAUAGUGCCUUGCAGCUCUCAUUAGCACAGGCUGAUCAAAGAGGGGAGGAUAUUUCUGGUUUUCAUUUAUUUCCUGUAAUGGAGGACCAAAACCAACAAAGAACUCACCAACCUAUUCAAUUUAAACAAAUAAGAGACUUGAAAAACGCUUGCGCUCAAUAUGGACCUACAGCUCCAUUUACGCAGGUAAUUUUGGAAACAUUGUCCACUGAUGCUUUAUGCCCUAAUGAUUGGAAACAAUUAGCCAGAGCUUAUCUUAGUGGAGGAGAUUACUUGUUGUGGAAGUCUGAAUUUGUGGAACAGUGUCAGGCCACAGCAGAGGUUAAUAGGGCUAAUAAUAUAACUACUACUUUUGCAGAGCUUGCUGGGGAAGGUGCUUAUAAUGACAUCCAUACCCAGUUAAAUUACCCUGUGGGCGCAUAUGCUCAGAUUAAUGCCGCUGCUAAGCAUGCCUGGAAGAAACUUCCUAACUCUAAUAAGACUGAGGAUCUUUCUAAAAUUAGACAAGGACCAGAUGAAACUUAUCAAGACUUUGUCUCUCGGUUACUAGAGGCAACAAGCCGUCUCAUCCAAGAUGGGGAUGCCGGUAUGGUUCUUGUACAAUUGGCAUAUGAAAAUGCUAAUGCAGCUUGCCAAGCAGCCAUUAGACCACUUAGAAAAAAAGGAGGAAUAACUGAUUAUAUUCGGCUCUGUGCUGACAUUGGCUCAUCCUAUAUGCAGGGCCUCACACUGGCUGCUGCACUUCAGGGACAAACCAUAACUGAAUUCCUCCGCUCUCCCCAGGGAGGCAAAAAUGGAGGAAGAUGUCCCCAAAUUGCUGGACCUCCUGGCAGCUGUUUUUCUUGCGGCCAAAUGGGCCAUCUAACAAUUCAAUGUCCUAAUCAGAAAAAGGGAGCUAAACUAAGGAGAUGCCCCCGAUGUAAUAAGGGAAGACAUUGGGCCAGGGAUUGUAAAUCUGCUUUUGAUAGUGCUGGCCAUCCGAUUCUGGAAAACUGGCAGAGGGGCCAGCCCCUGGCCCCUCAACAAAAAAACGGGGCAGCCCUCAACAAAAACAAACGGUUUCCAGUCUCCUCAGAGCAACCCCAGGAAGUGCAGGAUUGGACCUCUGUUCCUCCACCUACACAGUAUUAA
Dipodomys spectabilis (banner-tailed kangaroo rat) is the source of this 1725-nucleotide messenger RNA. RefSeq names its product endogenous retrovirus group K member 10 Gag polyprotein-like. Lineage: Eukaryota; Metazoa; Chordata; Mammalia; Rodentia; Heteromyidae. Gene Ontology annotation, biological process: viral process. The transcript is spliced from 4 exons. The record is from RefSeq and is a predicted model, not a curated record. Bases 1 to 1725 code for a protein of 574 amino acids. Gene Ontology annotation, molecular function: structural molecule activity; zinc ion binding; nucleic acid binding.